Huiozyma naganishii CBS 8797 is the source of this 3336-nucleotide messenger RNA. It is a transcript of the gene SET1, whose product is annotated as histone methyltransferase SET1. The coding region runs from base 1 to 3336 and encodes 1111 amino acids. The transcript has a single exon. Gene Ontology annotation, molecular function: histone H3K4 methyltransferase activity; protein binding. The record is from RefSeq and is a predicted model, not a curated record. Gene Ontology annotation, cellular component: Set1C/COMPASS complex. Lineage: Eukaryota; Fungi; Ascomycota; Saccharomycetes; Saccharomycetales; Saccharomycetaceae.
AUGUCGAAUUACUACAAGCGCAUCCCCACAGGUCCAAAUGGCGCCCAUCGGUACCAACAGCAUCCCCCGCGUGUUCCAGAGCCGCGCCCGCGGGAGGAGAAUCCUGCACCAUACUCGAGCAGGGUCGCUGGGUACCGUUGGAGGACUGAGCCUGCACCUAUGCCCAUACGGGCUCCGCCAGCGGGUCCAAGAACAGAUAAUAGGUACGGUGUACGACCUGCAGCAGCGUACGAUAGUGGUCCCCGCUAUGGCAGUGAGAUGCGGUACCGUGGGUACGAGAGAGAGGACCCGCGUGCGUAUCACCAGAGUGCGAGGUAUUCGAGUGCGACGCGUCGUCCGUACCAGAGCACGAUUGUGCCGAGAUCAGAUUCAGUUAGCAGUAGCGCACACGAUGCAGCAGCAGCGAGGCGAGAGGCCUUUGCUGCUGUGAAUCUGAGGUACGAUAAGGAGUACUUCCGAGAGCAUUACCACUACUUCGACCCGCGGAUCGGCAGAUUGAUCCACGCGGCGGAAAUGGGGAACUGGAACGAUGGAAAUAAGUUCCCCCAGAACGGGUUUGUCACUGUUGUCGAGAAAGGUUCAGAUCCUGCACACCCGCUGUAUAAGAUGAGGGAUAGGACACUGAACAAGAAGAGCACUGACCCUCGUGUGACCGCUGAGGAGCCGAGCAGCCAGUCUAGGCGGAAGGCUAGAGAUAAACUGACACUUCUCGGACGCAUUUCUUAUGACAAGUACUCGAUAGGGCCGCCGCCGCCCUGCGAGAUUGUCGUAUAUCCCAACGGAUCUGCAACGGGCAACGUUAUCAAUGUUCAGGACGUCAUGGUCAAGAACUACUUCAAAAAGUUCGGGGAGAUUUCACACUUUGAAUCGUUCAGCGAUCCGAAUAAUGCACUGCCCCUGCAUGUGUUUUUGAUCAAGUAUACCAGCCCGAACGGGAAGGUUAACGACGCGGCGAAGGCUGCGUACAUGGCAAUGAAAAGACACGAAAACAAAACUUGCAUAUUGAUGGGUACAUCUUUCGUCGUCGUUCUCAAUAAGGAUGACAGAUUGGCUAGUAUCAAGAAACAAAUCAUGGAAGAAAAUCCGCCUCCACCGCUACCGGCACCAGCCAAAACCAUGGCGCCAGUUAUGAGCGGACAAACGGAUCCCAAUGGCAUCGGGGAGACUGCAAACGAAUUCUCGAGGUACAAACAAAUCAGGAGAUUGCCCCCAGACUUGGUCAAAACGGUCGGGGACAAACCAGCACUAUAUGUGUCUAAAAUAUUCGCAUCCGGUCACGGCAUAACACUACAAGACUUCAGAUAUAAAUUGAAGAAUUAUAGGUAUUCAAGAUUUAUAGAUCACGCGUCGGGCAUUUAUAUCAUAUUCAAUGAUAUGAAAGAGGCGGUGAAGUGUGUGCGGAGAGAGUCCAAAAAGAUGACUAUAAAAUCUAGGACCAGGCGAAGAGCACCUGUAAUCAUCAAACUUACUUUGAUCCUGCCGUCGUCUGCGGAGACGUCGAGGUUUUCAGGAUUUGACAAAGAUGUCAAGGCCAACGGUGUCCGUGGUGUGGCUAGUGCUAUCCCGCAGCCUAAAAAGGAUAUAUCAUACAACACCACGGAAGAGCUCGUUCAGGCGGCGGUUGGCUAUAUCUUGAGGGACUUGGAAACAGCACUAAACACAGACAUUAGGAGAAGAAUCAUUGGCCCCGCAGUGUUUGAUACUUUAAAUCCAAUUAACUUCCCAGAGCUAAUGGUUAAGCGUGAACAAGAGAAACAAAGAGAAAUUGAAGCGCAACAGAAAAUGGCAUCUGAUCAUGAUGGUGGGAAGCUAAAUGGAAACCUUCUAACGGAUUCGGUAAAUGAAACUAAAACUAUUACUAAGGAAGAUCUGGAUAUAUUUAACUUGUACGGUGGCUACUUGAAGCCAAGAGGGGGGAAGAAGAGAAGACGCAGUUCAGGGCCUCACAGCUCAGAAAAACGUUUGAAGUUGGAGCUGAAACCUAUUGCACAUCUGCUUAACGAAGAUUCGCUAUCAAGGGAAACAACGCCGUUUACUGAUCUUACCUCACCUUCAGUUCAUGGCUCUGAAAAGGCAGAAGAGUACUCAUCAUCUAAUGAGGAAGAAGCAUUGGACGAGGCGUUUGAUGAUGAUUUUAUGAAGGAAGACAAUAUUGAAUACGUCGAAAGGAGGAAAACAGAAACGGAAGCAACUACUCCUGAAGGUGCUGAAAGCAAAUACGAUGCGUUAGAUGAAACAGAAAAACAGAUUGAACAAGAAGCGUUAUCAGCUAUAUAUAAUCCAACUGCUACAUUGUAUCCAGAACCAGUGUAUCCAGAUGAUCUGUUUGGUAGGGACAAUAUCACCUUUACUCUCUUCCAGGAUUCUAUAAAGGAUGAUGAAGACCUGUCCAUAUUAAAGACAGUUUUGAACGGGGGCGACGAUGCAGCUUCAGUAACCAAAAAUGAUCCAUUAGUGCAGUACAAAACCUGGAAAAUAAAGGAUGAUGAGCUCAACGCAGAGGAAACAGAACAACUGCAAAUGAAGUUAAACGAUGGAAUUCCAUUUGAUCCUACUUUGAAGUGGACGGAUGGCUCCUUUAAAGCGCAUGGUUUCAUGGAGAUUCCAGACAAACUAAAAGUAUGUUAUCUACCGCAUCGUCGUAGGAUCCAUCAACCACUAAAUACAGUUGACCAUCAUAACGAGGAAGCCUCGAAUGAAAUGGAUAACGCCGGUAAUGGAACUGCUCAAAGGGAUGAGUCAGUAAAAGCUGAUUCGGUCGAGCCAGCUUCAGUAACUGGCCAAGAAAUUCUAUCUUCAAGAGAUAACCGGGCCCAAAAUAGAAGAUUCCAACAGGAUAUAGAGGCACAAAAGGCAGCAAUUGGAACUGAAUCAGACCUUCUUUCGUUGAACCAAUUGAACAAACGUAAAAAGCCAGUAACUUUUGCCCGGUCUGCAAUCCACAAUUGGGGGCUUUACGCGUUGGAACCGAUUGCAGCUAAAGAGAUGAUCAUUGAAUACGUGGGGGAAAGAAUCCGGCAGCCUGUAGCCGAGAUGAGAGAGAUGAGGUAUUUGAAGAGUGGUAUCGGCUCCAGUUAUUUGUUCCGUGUGGACGAAAACAACGUUAUUGACGCGACGAAGAGGGGUGGUAUUGCGAGGUUCAUCAAUCAUUGUUGCGACCCCAGUUGUACAGCCAAAAUUAUCAAAGUUGGUGGUAAGCGACGGAUUGUCAUUUAUGCCUUGCGUGAUAUUGGCAAGAAUGAGGAAUUGACUUACGACUACAAGUUUGAAAGAGAACAGGAUGAUGAAGAGAGAUUGCCUUGUCAUUGUGGUGCCCCAACCUGUAAGGGUUUUUAA